CGCGCCACACGAGAGCCCGGCAGCGCGGGGAGCGGUCGCGCCGUGCCCGCCCCGCGGCGCCCCCCUUCCCCCCCCGACCCCUUCUCCCUCCACCUCCUCUUUUUCCUCCUCCUCUCGGCUCGCCGUCCCCCGCCCGCCUCCAGCCGGGCUGGGCUGCCCGAGCCGCCUGGGUCGGGUUUGUUCGGGCGGGGCUGCAGCCGGAGCGCGGCGGCGGCGGGGAUGCUGCUUUCCAAAAUCAACUCGUUGGCCCAUCUCCGUUCCGGGCCCGGCGCAGAGCUGCACGCCGCCAAGCUGCCCGCAGGGAAGGAGAAGGAGCCGCUGGAGAAGCUGUACCAGGUGGGCCCGCUGCUGGGCAGCGGGGGGUUCGGCUCCGUCUAUUCGGGGAUCCGCCUCUCCGACAGCGCCCCGGUGGCCAUCAAACACGUGGCGAGGGACCGCAUCUCCGAGUGGGGCGAGCUGCCCAGUGGCACGCGCGUGCCGAUGGAGAUCCUUCUGCUGAAGAAGGUGGGCACAGAUUUCCGCGGCAUCAUCCGCCUCCUCGAUUGGUUUGAACGUCCCGACAGCUUCGUGCUGGUGCUGGAGCGGCCAGAACCGGUGCAGGAUCUCUUUGACUUCAUCACAGAACGGGGGGCCCUGGCGGAGGAGCUGGCGCGGGAGCUGUUCCGCCAGGUGCUGGAGGCCGUGCAGCACUGCCACGACCGCGGCGUGCUGCACCGCGACAUCAAGGACGAGAACAUCCUCAUCGACCUCGCCACCGGCGAGCUCAAGCUCAUCGACUUUGGCUCUGGUGCCCUCCUCAAGGACACCGUCUACACUGAUUUUGAUGGCACGCGGGUCUACAGCCCGCCGGAGUGGAUCCGCUACCACCGGUACCACGGGCGCUCGGCAACGGUGUGGUCCCUGGGCGUGCUGCUGUACGACAUGGUGUGCGGGGACAUCCCCUUCGAGCACGACGAGGACAUCCUGCGCGGCCAGGUGUACUUCCGGCAGAGGGUCUCUCCAGAGUGCGAACAUCUCAUCCGGUGGUGCCUUUCCCAGCGCCCCUCGGACAGACCGUCUUUUGAGGACAUCUCCAACCACUCCUGGAUGCAGAGUGUCCACCUAUCCCAGGAGGCGGCAGAGAUCCACCUGCACAGCUUGCUUCAGGAGACGGGCAAAUAACAUCUCUGGUGUCUCCCGUAAGGAAUGGACCGUUGUCUUGGGAUUGUGGGAUUGAGUUGAGAUCAUCGCUCGGCGCCGUGCAGUUCUCUGGAGCCAAACUCACCCAGGGGUUGGAUCCCAGCUGGACUCGGACUCAGUGGUCCUAUCUCACUUGAUGUUUUUUUUCAGUAAACUUUGGGGUUUGGGUUCUGUCUCUGGGGGCUCCCAUGAGUCUUCCUGGCCUGCUGAAUUCGGGACUAUGAGAGGAUUGGAACUCUGAAAAGCUUCAAUGGGGGGAAGGCUGUCUGGGGAGGGCAGGGCAGGUGCUCUGGUCUGUGUGCCGUCACCAUCUUCGAGUGCCUUCAGUAGUGACGUGGGCUGUGCUGGAGGAAAUACUUGAAUUUUCCUACGCUGCUGCUUUUCCAUGCCUCACCUGGGUGCAGAGCUACUUUUCCCAGAAGGAAGCAGGUCAGGAGGAGCUCAGAGCCCUGCAGCAAUGCCUUCCCCGAGCCCUCUGCUUCCCAAUGCACAAACAAUGCAACCCAACAGAGCUGUAAAUGCGUGUACAGAGUUAUUAUACAGGAGCAAAGCUUGGUGUACAGUUGUUAA
This is a messenger RNA of Phasianus colchicus (ring-necked pheasant), 1749 nucleotides long. RefSeq names its product Pim-1 proto-oncogene, serine/threonine kinase (gene PIM1). Gene Ontology annotation, biological process: protein autophosphorylation; negative regulation of apoptotic process. NCBI's taxonomy places the organism in Eukaryota, Metazoa, Chordata, Aves, Galliformes, Phasianidae. Gene Ontology annotation, molecular function: ATP binding; protein serine/threonine kinase activity. The record is from RefSeq and is a predicted model, not a curated record. Gene Ontology annotation, cellular component: cytoplasm.